Messenger RNA from Protopolystoma xenopodis, 963 nucleotides. The record is from the annotation of a GenBank genome assembly. NCBI's taxonomy places the organism in Eukaryota, Metazoa, Platyhelminthes, Monogenea, Polystomatidea, Polystomatidae.
AUGUCGUCUGUUGGAAAUGAGUUCGCUGAAUCUUCCUUCACAGAAGAAAAAAAAGAGAAGACACACGGAGGAUCAAAAGUGGAACAAGGCAAGUCGAGUCAGGAAGUCACAAUAACUCAUUUCGAGGCCAACAGUUCUCUUCCUUCUCAAACUACAAAUACAGGGCCAGCUACGCGAGUUGGUCAACGCUCGCCUGAUUCUGGGAAAACUUUCUCAAUGACUUCAUUACCCUCCGCGUUUUCGGCUCUAAAUCUUGACCAAUCAUCUCACCCUGCUAUGGCUAAUCGUUAUCUCACAGGUGGCACAUCAAUCUCUGGGGAUUCAGCUGGCUCUUCUGCUGCUUGGGCUGCAGCGGCGGCGGCCGCUGCGGCCGCAGUCAAUGGUCCCGGCUCAACUACUUCAGGAUCCGCUGGUUUGCCCUCAGGUAUUGUCCCACCUUCUAGUGCCGGUUCAAUUGGAACUUGCCCCACCACUAACUCUAGUGUCACCGGCUUGGUACCCCUCGGAGCAUUUGAAUCAGGAGAUGGAAUGCACUACAACGUAGAGUUGAUGACCAAUCUCACACUUUAUGUUUGCAUUACGGCAUUGAAAAGCCUUCGUGAUAAGGGUAUGCCUCUAAAUAUGAGCACUAUCGCGCACACUCCACAAAUGGACAUUAUACAGAGUCUUGUGCUCAACUUGGACAAUGAGGGCCGCUAUCUGCUGCUCAACUGCAUGGCCAACCAGUUGCGUUAUCCGAAUUCUCACACCUACUAUUUUUCAUACACAAUAUUGUACCUUUUUUCGGAACAAUCCAAGGAACAAGUAAAAGAACAAAUAAGUCGUGUACUUAUGGAGCGUCUGAUUGUUAAUCGUCCUCAUCCUUGGGGCUUAUUGAUGACUUCAGCGGAGCUGUUGCGAAAUCCUGCCUACCGAUUUUGGGAACACGAAUUCGCCCGCUGUAAUACAGAUAUAAAGACGUAG